Messenger RNA from Microthlaspi erraticum, 459 nucleotides. The record is from the annotation of a GenBank genome assembly. Lineage: Eukaryota; Viridiplantae; Streptophyta; Magnoliopsida; Brassicales; Brassicaceae.
AUGGCAUAUGAUUCACUAGCGCAGGAGAGAGAGUUAGCCUUGGCUUUGGCAUUUCCUCGCUCAAUCUCAUAUCAGUCAGUCUACUUGCCCGAAGCUACUGCCUUAGCUGAAGUGUGGAAGGAGACCCUGUCAUUCAGUGAAAAUCUAGUGAGUAAGGUAAGGGGGUACGGAAACGUCCUCUUAUCACAGCUUGAACGGGAUUCAUUUAAGGGAAGAAGACGAAGUCGAUUCAAUCCAACUCCAACCGCUCCAAAUCAUCCUGGAAAGAUAUUGAGUCAAUCUAGCAGGGCUAAGGAAAGGCACAAGCCCCAGUCAGCUCCGUCGGAGGUCAAUCUAGCAGGGGAAGGUCAUAUGACCCUUGGGUCCAGUCGUAUCGGUAUACGCUAUCCGAUCCAUCUAUUGGCAAAUGAUUCCUCCAAGUCGCUUGUCAAAGAGCUUGUUCGCGUUCAUGGCGGUUAA